Molecule: messenger RNA, 2331 nt
Organism: Mycosarcoma maydis (corn smut)
Lineage: Eukaryota; Fungi; Basidiomycota; Ustilaginomycetes; Ustilaginales
Product: Don3 interacting protein
Exons: 1
Coding region: 1-2331 (776 amino acids)
Source: RefSeq, a predicted model, not a curated record
AUGUCUCCACCUAUCACAGCUACUCGCGGCAUCGCAUCCACACGGUCUCGACAGCAUUCGCAUCCGUCAUCGCACUUGAUCUCUGGGAUUGAUCACUUCAGCGUGGGAGCUUCGCGACCAAACACCAUGUCGCGAUCCAUCGACCUCGAAACCAUCACCGAAGAGUGGUUGAACGGUCUUACAUCUCCACUCUCCACCGCGGAAGAACGCAUCAAUAUCCUGAAUGAUAUCGAAAAGACGCUCGUCGCAGUCACAGAUCCGUCAAGCUCAGCAACAGCAAGCUUCUUGCCGCCUGUUAACCAGACCGCAGCCGUCUUUUGGGCGUUGCAGGCCACGGCUGGUUACAGCCUCGCCGAAGUGCUUCUCGCCCAUGUCUACAGACUACAUCGCGAUCUCGAGCACGAAAAUGAAGUUUGCCAGGCAUACGAGCUUUCGAUAACGCGCUCAGCACGUUCGCAUUCGGUCGAUGCACAGCGUCACUCCUCAUCAAAGGUACACGGCCUGGAACUCGAAGCUGACGUGUUGUCCCCACAUGCUGGCCACACUUCUCCGCAUACUAUGCCCGAGAUGCAACGUCAGCGAGUACAUUCGGCUGUUUCUGAGAUCUGCAUCGCCAUCACCAUCCUCCAAGGCCUCACACUCUGCAGCAAGGCAACCAAGCGCAUCACGCAGCGCAAGUCAGCGCUCGAACUCCUCUUGCAGAUUGUUCUCGCCGACUACUGCACACAGCUUCUUCCACCCAUCCUCUCUCCUUCCACUCUGCCAUCGACCAGUCCGACUUUUGAUCUUUCACACUCGCCUGCUACUCCCACCAGCAAAACUUCAUCCUCACCAUCUACUUUAGCUUCGAAAAAGCCGUCGUCAGAAUCAACGGAUGACGCACCGCUCUCGUUGCCGUCUGGUUUUGCCCUGGAUCUACUCAUGUGUAUUCUGGUCGACAGCAAUAUGGCACAAGAACGCUUUACAGACAUGGGCGGCAUUCACCACAUCGUUCAGCUCAGUCACAAGUGUGCCGACGCGGUCACCACCCCUGCUAGCACACCCGUAGCAGCUUCCAGUCCUAGCUUCGCACAAGCCGUUGCAAGAUCAAGCCAUAUCACAGCGUUGAAGCAAACGGAUCUACUUUGCUUGGAGUUCCGAUACUUUUGGUCACAGUUGCUGCAGCAAGGCGAGGCAGUAUCGAGAAGGUCAAGCUUGCAAGGCGUCAGUCUGUCAACAACCAGUUCGCACGAUGCUGCUCAAGAACCUGCGGAGUCGACCACGCCAAGAGCAAGUCCCAGGAAGCGGGUGUCGAGGGCGGACCUGAGACAACAGCAAAGGGCGCAAGAGCAGAAGGAUGCGUCGGGAGAGACGCCAAAAGCCACGUCGCGACGAAGCAUCGUUGCGCCAACAACAGCGAGGGCGACGAGUGAAGAAGCACCUUGCAGACCCAGCUCGUCACGAAUCGAGUCUGCAAGUGCCUCGGGUUCGCCAAGGAAGCUCCGCCACAGCGCAUCGGUAGCAGAGCUGCGCAAAAAGCCGCGCAGUUUGUCCAAAUCGGAUUCACCUCCACCGGUGCCCACGCUUCCAAGGAGGACCACCGAAUCGCCCAUGUCGUACAGCCAGGACCCUCUAGCCAUGACGCGACGUCACCAGCAGUCGACAUCACGGCCAUCAACCGGCGAUACACGACCGCCGUCUCGCACUGAACGUAAGGACGAACGCGUUCGACGAUCCACGGUAUCUGAAGCCUACUCAGCGUUAUCAUCAGAGGACGCGCAGCCACUGGGUAAAUUCAACGCCUCGCGUCCCGGCAUGUCGUCACGCGAUCGUCCACGCAUUCCAUCUCCACUGAAAGCGCGCACACCUGCUCAGGAGGUAGCCGAGCUCGAAGAUCGCCUCCGACGAAAGCAGGCCGUUGCAAGUCAGCAGGCAAUGCCGUAUCGUCGAUUGCGAUCGUCGACCACCAACACGCCGUUUGAGGCCAGUAGUGGAGGAGCAGCGCGACAGAGCCGAGGUGGUGAAUCAGCAAUGGUGGCACAGAAACUGGACGCGGAUGAGAAUCGUAAUCCGUUCUCGGACGUCGUCCGAGUCAAGCCGAGUCUGUCGGGUGAGAGUGGCAGUGCUACUCAGUUCGUAUCGCAACGAAGCGGCAUGUCGAAUACAGCCUCGUCCGUGUUCGGUAGCCACAACGAGCGAACGAAUUUGUCAAGCUCGGGUACGGCUGCGGCAAGAAUCCCUCCUAGUCCAGCGGUAAGGAGAGCCCAAUUGGCACGAGCUCGGUCGUUGUCCCCGACCAAACUUUCCCUUGCCAUGGUCCCUACCACUCCUCCAACAGCAUGCGACUUGUAG